Arachis stenosperma is the source of this 2019-nucleotide messenger RNA. RefSeq lists its product as uncharacterized. NCBI's taxonomy places the organism in Eukaryota, Viridiplantae, Streptophyta, Magnoliopsida, Fabales, Fabaceae. The record is from RefSeq and is a predicted model, not a curated record. The transcript has a single exon. Bases 464 to 1444 code for a protein of 326 amino acids.
AAAAAUGGCCAAAGUGAGCAGUGGUGUGUGAUGACUUGGAGAAGUGCCAGUGCAACACAGCUCACAAGCAUAACACAAAUAGAAAAGAUAAAGCUAAGAAGAAGCCAUCAUUCAAAGGCGUAAAUCAAGGGAUCAUAAACAUGAACAUGAACCAAUGAGUAGUUAAGUCUGCCCAAUCACACACACAUAUAUAUAAAAUUGAAACAUUUCAUCAAUCCAAAUCCAAAUCAUAACAACCCCGUUUCCCUCUCUGUGUGUAUGUCUAACCAAUCCCACAAGCAUCCAAGUUGGAAAUUUUCCAUCCUACUCAUUCAAUCAUCACAGAAUAAUUCAAUUCAACAAGCUAAGCCAACUAACAUCUUUUUCUAUAUAUAUAUAACUCCAUAUAUAUUCCCUUUCUUCCUCUUCCUCCAUCUAUGGUUACAACUAUUACAAACUCAAGAAAUUAAAGAAGAGAAAAAAGAUGAUGAUCCCUGCUUGUUUCAGCCAAUCCACCACCACUUCUAAUCAAACGCCGCCACAAAAUGUAGUAACAUGCAUAUACCAAACUCAACUCUUCAACUCGUCAUCUUCAUCAACAUACCUCACUCUCAGUUGGUCCAAAACCCCUUUCUCUCACUCCUUAACAAUCUACGCUGCAGAUAUAUUCACCACCACCAUCUCCCUAAACCCUUCAACCUUCUCCUUAUUCCGAUCACCGCACGGCUCCAAAUCCAUCUACUACCAUCAAAACCAGCGCCGCCACAAGAUCAAGCUCCAAUGGAACUUCUCCCGGACGAAAUUCACUCAGAAAUCAGCAGAGCCAGAGUCGUGCUUCUACUUGGCGAUCUCAUGCAAUGGGAAAAUCAAAUUCUUCAUGGGUGACAUUAAUUAUAACAUUCUCCACAACACACAAGAGAAAAGCGUUGAUCCGAUCUUGCUUUCGAGGAGAGAGCACGUGUUUGGGAGCAAGAGUUACGUGUCAAGGGCGGUGUUCAUGGGUUGCAAGCAUGACAUUGAGAUUGAAUGCAGUGGAGGCUCGCUCAGAGUCAAAGUUGACAGUCAACUUCGCUUGGUGGUCAAGAGACUUGCAUGGAAGUUCAGAGGGAAUGACAAAUUCUUCGUAGACGGCGUAGAAGUUGAGUUCUACUGGGACGUCCUGAGUUGGGUGGCCAACGCCGAUAACAAUGAAAAUGACGGAAGCAACAAAAAUAGUAACAGCAGCAACGGUGGUAGGCACGGCGUUUUUGUGUUCCAGGUGGGUGGCGAUGGCACCGUGUGGCCGGAAAUGGUGGGUGCGGAGAAGAAGUUGAUGAAGAAAGGAUUGUUGCCGGGCUCCGCUGUGUUGCAGUGGGCGGAGGAGACCAGUGACGGUGGCAGAACCUCCUCUGCUUCGUCGGCAAGGUCUUCUGCCAGUAAUGGCGGCGCUUUCUCCUUGUUGCUUUACGCUUGGCCCAAAAACUAAUUUCAUUCUUUUUUUUUUCUUUUUGAGUGGUUCUAUAAUUAAGCAUUACUAACUCAAACUAAAUUAUCAAAAUAGUUCUGAAACCCAUAUCAUGCAUCAAUUUAAUUUUUGAGAUUUCAAUUGUAUUAUUAUCAUUUUUAAAAUUAAUCUUUAAAUAUCAAACGAAUUAUAACUCAAAUUAUAUAGUUUUUUUUUUUUAUUUUUCUGUAUUCAUCUAAGAAGUCAUGGAUCCGAAAUAAAGCGACUAACGAAAUGGACUAAUUAGAAACGUCAGUGUCUCCUUCAACAUGAUUGUUUUUACUUCAUGGUGAUGCUGGUCUCUUGUGAGCAUUUUACUGUUUGAUAUUUUGAUAUAUUCUUUAAUUUUUAGUUUAGGUGCUUCAACUUUGGAUUCUUCUUAGUUGGACUGUUAAUAUAUUUUUUUUAUGUAUGUAUUACAAUAUACACUACGCAUCUCUUCUACCUGUACAAAAUUAUAUUAUAUUGAAUUGUUUAUCUUCCAUAUUAAGAAAUAGAUGCCUUUCAUGUUCAAAUAUUAAGGUUAUUGCGUUGGAUACAAGGGUUGUAUUUUCUAA